AUGGUGGCGAGCGCGCGGGUGCAGAAGCUGGUGCGGCGCUACAAGCUGGCGAUCGCCACGGCGCUGGCCAUCCUGCUGCUGCAGGGCCUGGUGGUGUGGAGCUUCAGCGGCCUGGAGGAGGACGAGCCGGGCGAGAAAGGAAGGCAGAGGAAGCCACGGCCCCUGGACCCCGGCGAGGGCUCCAAGGACACGGACAGCUCAGCCGGGCGGCGCGGCAGCGCAGGCAGAAGGCAUGGGCGCUGGCGGGGCCGUGCUGAGAGCCCGGGCAUGCCCGUGGCCAAGGUGGUCCGUGCUGUCACCAGCCGGCACAGGGCCAGCCGCCGGGUCCCACCGGCCCCGCCCCCGGAGGCCCCCGGCCGCCAGAACCUGAGCGGGGCGGCAGCCGGGGAGGCGCUGGUCGGGGCGGCUGGCUUUCCACCACAUGGAGACACGGGGAGUGUGGAGGGCGCCCCUCAGCCCACGGACAAUGGCUUCACCCCCAAGUGCGAGAUCGUGGGCAAGGACGCGCUGUCCGCACUGGCCCGGGCCAGCUCCAAGCAGUGCCAGCAGGAGAUCGCCAACGUGGUGUGCCUGCACCAGGCCGGGAACCUCAUGCCCAAGGCUGUGCCCCGGCACUGCCAGCUGGCUGGGAAGAUGAACCCCGGCAUCCAGUGGGACGAGGUCCGGGCCCAGCAGCCCGUGGACGGCCCCCCAGUACGAAUCGCCUACAUGCUGGUGGUUCAUGGCCGUGCCAUCCGCCAGCUAAAGCGUCUCCUCAAGGCUGUCUACCAUGAGCAGCAUUUCUUUUAUAUCCAUGUAGACAAGCGCUCCAACUACCUGCACCGCGAGGUGGUGGAGCUGGCCCGGCAAUAUGAUAAUGUGCGGGUGACACCCUGGCGCAUGGUCACCAUCUGGGGCGGGGCCAGCCUGCUGCGGAUGUAUCUGCGGAGCAUGCAGGACCUGCUGGAGGUGCCUGGCUGGGCCUGGGACUUCUUCAUCAAUCUUAGUGCCACCGACUACCCAACCAGAACCAACGAGGAGCUGGUGGCUUUCCUGUCUAAGAACCGAGACAAGAACUUCCUCAAGUCACAUGGCCGGGACAACUCCAGGUUCAUCAAGAAACAGGGUCUGGACCGGCUCUUCCAUGAGUGUGACUCACACAUGUGGCGCCUGGGUGAGCGGCAGAUCCCAGCAGGCAUCGUGGUGGACGGCGGCUCCGACUGGUUCGUGCUGACACGCAGCUUUGUGGAGUAUGUGGUAUACACAGACGACCCGCUCGUGGCUCAGCUGCGCCAGUUCUACACAUACACGCUGCUCCCCGCCGAGUCCUUCUUCCACACGGUGCUGGAGAACAGCCCGGCCUGCGAGAGCCUGGUGGACAACAACCUGCGCGUCACCAACUGGAACCGCAGGCUAGGCUGCAAGUGCCAGUACAAGCACAUUGUGGACUGGUGUGGCUGUUCGCCCAACGACUUCAAGCCGCAGGACUUCCUCCGGCUGCAGCAAGUCUCCAGACCCACCUUCUUCGCCCGGAAGUUUGAGUCGACUGUGAACCAGGAGGUACUGGAAAUCCUGGACUUCCACCUGUAUGGCAGCUACCCGCCGGGCACGCCAGCCCUCAAGGCCUACUGGGAGAACACCUAUGAUGCAGCCGAUGGCCCUGGUGGGCUCAGUGACGUCAUGCUCACCGCUUACACCGCCUUCGCCCGCCUCAGCCUGCGCCAUGCUGCCACCGCUAUACCCCCACUGGCCACCCCACUCUGCAGGUUUGAGCCCAGGGGCUUGCCGUCCAGCGUGCACCUGUAUUUCUAUGACGACCAUUUCCAGGGCUACCUGGUGACGCAGGCGGUGCAGCCCUCAGCCCAGGGGCCGGCAGAGACGCUUGAGAUGUGGCUGAUGCCCCAGGGGUCGCUGAAGCUGUUGGGGCGCAGUGACCAGGCCAGCCGGCUCCAGAGUUUGGAGGUUGGCACUGAGUGGGACCCCAAAGAGCGUCUCUUCCGGAACUUUGGGGGUUUGCUGGGGCCACUGGAUGAGCCUGUAGCCAUGCAGCGCUGGGCCCGGGGCCCCAACCUCACAGCUACUGUGGUGUGGAUCGACCCCACCUACGUGGUAGCCACGUCUUACGACAUUGCGGUAGACGCGGACACCGAGGUCACGCAGUACAAGCCCCCACUGAGCCGGCCCCUGCGGCCCGGGGCCUGGACUGUCCGACUGCUUCAAUUCUGGGAACCCCUGGGUGAGACCCGCUUCCUCGUGCUGCCGUUGACCUUCAACCGCAAACUACCUCUCAGGAAAGAUGAUGCCAGCUGGCUGCACGCCGGGCCACCCCACAACGAGUACAUGGAGCAGAGUUUCCAGGGCCUUAGUGGCAUCCUGAACCUGCCUCAGCCAGAGCCCGCAGAGGAGGCCGCCCGCCGGCACGCAGAGCUCACAGGCCCGGCACUUGAGGCCUGGACAGAUGGGGAGCUGAGUGGCUUCUGGUCUGUGGCCGGACUGUGUGCCAUGGGCCCCUCCGCCUGCCCCUCCCUGGAGCUCUGCAGACUGACCAGCUGGAGCUCUGUGUUCCCCGACCCCAAAUCAGAGCUGGGGCCUGUCAAAGCAGACGGGCGACUCAGGUAG
Messenger RNA from Canis lupus familiaris (dog), 2598 nucleotides. It is a transcript of the gene XYLT2, whose product is annotated as xylosyltransferase 2. Gene Ontology annotation, cellular component: membrane. The record is from RefSeq and is marked provisional. Lineage: Eukaryota; Metazoa; Chordata; Mammalia; Carnivora; Canidae. Gene Ontology annotation, biological process: heparan sulfate proteoglycan biosynthetic process; chondroitin sulfate proteoglycan biosynthetic process. Gene Ontology annotation, molecular function: protein xylosyltransferase activity.